Molecule: messenger RNA, 273 nt
Organism: Daldinia childiae
Lineage: Eukaryota; Fungi; Ascomycota; Sordariomycetes; Xylariales; Hypoxylaceae
Exons: 1
Coding region: 1-273 (90 amino acids)
Source: RefSeq, a predicted model, not a curated record
AUGUCGAGCUUCACAACCAUGCGCACAGCUCUACGAGCUCGGUCGGGAGCUCCUCUCAUGUCACCCACGAACCGUUUAGUCACAAGCAAACAGAUCCAUCAAUCAUCAGCGCUACGCAUGCCUUAUAAAGAUGACAUGGACCGCGAAUCCCUCAAGCCUAAGGCGCACGAGUACACGACGGGCGGUACCGACGGGGAGAUCGCUUCUAAGCAGGACGCCGCAUACAACCCGAACAAGACAUCCCGAAACCGAAGUAAAAGCUGCGGGCGCUGA